AUGUCCACCGCAACAUCAACUAUCGUUGGAGCCUUAGCAUGUCAGAAAAACUCGUUUCUCAAAACCCUAAACACCAAAGUCGUCUCCAGCUACGAAUUUAUUCCGCCAUCAACGUCAAAAGAGAAACAAAACAAGAACAAUAAUGCAGCCAAAGAAUUAAAAUAUGGCGUUGAGUUUGAAGAUACCGUUUUAUUCCCCGAGGGCGGUGGCCAACCAUUUGAUAAAGGUACCGUAACGGUUUUGAACAACGGUACAUCAUCUUCUGAAUCCAAGACUGUGGAGGUGAAUGCCAUACUUCGUGACAAGCUAAAGGCAGUUCAUAUUGUUGAUGAGCCAAUAGAACCAGGCACUCAAGUUAAGCUUGAAGUUGAUUGGAAUCGGAGAUUAGAUAUAAUGCAACAGCAUACUGGACAACAUUUACUUUCUGCCGUAUUUGACACUUUGCAACUUGAUACCUUAUCCUGGUCCAUGGGCGAUGUGAUCAAUUACAUCGAGUUGCCAGAGAAAGUAUCCAAUGAAACGGCUGAGCAAGUGCAACAGCGGGUGAAUCAACUUAUAUUUGAAUCACAUCCAAUCCAUGUUGUCACCCGUGAUGAUCAUGGAGUUGAAAUUGACACGAGUCAUUUGCCAGAUGAUUAUGAUCAAAGUAAAGGUGUUGUACGUAUAGUUAAAAUUGGAGACGAUAUUGAUUCCAAUCCAUGUUGCGGUACACACUUGUCCAAUACUGCUCAGAUUGGAUCUAUUGUGUUGUUGAAUCAAACUUCAAUACGUGGUGGUCAUUCUCGGUUGUACUUCACUUGUGGAUCACGAGUUGCCAAAAUUGCUUCUGAAUAUUUCGACAUAUUGAAAACCGUUUCAGGAACUCAAUUAUCGUGUCAGAUUGAUGACGUCGUUACAAAAGUUGAUCAGUUGAGCACGAAUUACAGAAAGGCAAAUUCCACUAUUUCUAAUCUAACCAAAGAAUUGGCAAAUUUGAAAGCUACUGAAAUUUUCAACAAGUUGAAAACGACCGAACAUGGUGUAGCUUAUGUGUAUCGAGAAGAAAGCAAUCCAGAUUACUUGACAACGGUUCAAAAGGAACUUGCAACAAUCAUCAAUGCAGAUAAAGAAAGUGGGGUUGAUAUCACCAACAAACACACACUCGUCUUAAUCAAUGGUAAUCAAACAUCAAAUGGAGGUAUGGUGAAAAUAUCAGGGCCCAAAACUAACGAAGUUGCCGCAGAAUUGAAGCAAAAGAUCACCAACUUGAAAGGUGGUGGUAAGGGCCUAUUUCAAGGCAAAAUUACCAAAUAUGAAAAGGGUGAAAUCGAAUCGGUAUUGUCCUACUUGGACUCAUUAUAG
Messenger RNA from Lodderomyces margitis, 1341 nucleotides. Its product is annotated as putative alanine--tRNA ligase. Gene Ontology annotation, molecular function: ATP binding; nucleic acid binding; alanine-tRNA ligase activity. Bases 1 to 1341 code for a protein of 446 amino acids. The record is from RefSeq and is a predicted model, not a curated record. The transcript has a single exon. Gene Ontology annotation, biological process: regulation of translational fidelity; alanyl-tRNA aminoacylation. Lineage: Eukaryota; Fungi; Ascomycota; Pichiomycetes; Serinales; Debaryomycetaceae.